Molecule: messenger RNA, 2686 nt
Organism: Etheostoma spectabile (orangethroat darter)
Lineage: Eukaryota; Metazoa; Chordata; Actinopteri; Perciformes; Percidae
Gene: rnf141
Product: ring finger protein 141
Exons: 6
Coding region: 191-865 (224 amino acids)
Biological process (GO): protein autoubiquitination
Molecular function (GO): ubiquitin-protein transferase activity
Source: RefSeq, a predicted model, not a curated record
AAAGAUUUUUUUUAAAUCGCACCACGACGUCAUCAAUCAGCGCCCGUGUUGUGUCAACAAGCUAACAGGAAAAACAUCGGUGAAGUUUGAACGCCUAUACCUGCCUUUAUUGUUGAGUGUUUGGCUCUGCAGAACUGAAUGAGGUGCAGCUUUCUGCCAGUGCUGUUUCAUACGUGCUGCUGCUGUCAGGAUGGGCCAGCAGCUCUCAGGUCAGGCGGUGAUGAACCAUCUGCCUGAGAAGCUGGUGAAACACGCCGGACUGGUACGUGACAGCGGCUACCUGACCUACGAGGAGUUUCUGGCAAGAGUGGCCGAACUCAACGAAGUUACGGCCAAGCUAGCUUCUGGACAGCAGAAGCACCUGCUGUUUGAGGUUGAGCCAGGAUCCGAUGCCACGGCCUUGUGGAAGGUGGCUGUCAGGGUCCUCUGUACCAAGAUCAACAAAGAGAACGGUAUGUUGGAAGCGUCACGCAUCAUGAACCUGUACCAGUUCAUCCAGCUGUACCGUGACGUCACCAGCCAGGCUGCUGAGGUGCUGUCUGCAGAGGGCCCGUCUGCCCAGCUCCCCUCCACAGACUCCUGCCAGGCCAGCAUGUGGAUGGGCAGAGUGAAGCAGCUGACCGACGAGGAGGAGUGCUGUAUCUGCAUGGACGGAAAGGCCGACCUUAUUCUGCCCUGUGCGCACAGCUUCUGUCAGAAGUGCAUUGAUAAAUGGAGUGGGCAGAGCCGAAACUGUCCGAUAUGUCGCUUGCAAGUGACUGCUGCCAAUGAAUCAUGGGUAAUGUCUGAUUUCCCCACAGAGGACGACAUAGCUGGCUACAUACUCAACUUGGCUGAUGAGGCGGGUCAUCCACACAGGCCUUAACACACAGCAUAAUGGGCCAAUUAGAUGACAAGAGAAAUCGACCCGCACCAAGUAGACAACACAAAACGUCACAUUCACAGAAGAAGAGAUUUUUCCUAAAAAGCAGAAGAAACCAGCAGGGUUUCUUACUUAUUUUGUUCUUAUUGACCAGUUUGGAAAAUGAAGUCCUAAACAAAAUUCCAGGAUGCUUUUUGUAACCAAAGUAUUGGAGAUGUGGUGCUUAAUGGGAACUGUGUGUGAUAAAAUGUUCUCUGAAGUUAUAAUUCAGUAUUUGUAAUAUGAUAUAAUAAAUUUAGAUCUAAUAAUUUAACACAAGGGGGGGGGGGGAGCCAGGCUAGCCGUUUCCCCGUGUCAAGCCUUUAUGCUAAGCUAAGCUAACUGGCUAUUGGCUCUAGCUUGAUUCAGUAGUUAACAGACAGACAUGAGAGUGGUAUCAGUCUUGUCAUCUAAUGCAGCCAGAAAGUAAAUAAGUGUUUUUCCCAAUAAUGUUGUGCAUCAAAUGCAAAUCUAAGACGCAGAUUUUCUGGUCAAACUGUAAAACCAAAUUUACUUCUCACUCGUAGAGUUGUUCUGUUGUCUGUGCAAUGUAACCCUGCAUGUUUAUACCCCACAUGCCUUAUGAGCCGUGUUAUGUGAACCUGUUAUAAUCUGAUGUUCUGAUCCAGUUCAGAACCUGACACAGUGACUAUUCUAGUCUUUUGGGUGUACAGAACUAAAUAGUGUUGUAUAAUUUAAAAUGACUUGGCUUGUUGUGGUGUCUUCACUGGUGGAAUUUGUCAUGCUGUUUUCAUCCUUUUACUUUGUACAUAUUUUUUUUUAAAUUUACAGUAAUUUAUUAAGGUUAUUAUAAUCUGAUUGCUGUAGAAGUACUUUAGUUCACACUCCCGAAAGGGCCGGUCUUUGUUUUGCCCUUGAUUAGCACAGAUUUAUUAAGAUAGGGGACUUUUUAGUUACAAAUAAACUCUUAUAUUAUGUACAAAUAAAGUAACAUAGAAUUUAAAACCGCGAAAAUAGUUUUAUUAAAAAAAAAACCUUAUUUCCAGAUCAAAUAAAUCACAUGCAAAAGAAACUCACUGUGGUUGUGAUUUAUAAGGACUGGAUCUAUGCUGAAGUAUUUAAAAAAAUAUAUAUAUAUAUAUUAUGAGCAACAUUUUAAUUUGAGUGAUACAUUUCUAUUUUACUGAAAUCUAAUGUAUUAUUUAAAGUUGUAAAGAUAUGGAAGGCUAAUUUAAUUUAAUUAAGUUUUGUUGUGUGACAUUCAGCGAGCUAAUCAGUUUCACAUUUGAUCACAUUUAGAUCAUUUAACACAUUUUUCCAAUUGAGACAGUAACACACACAAUUAUUCAAGGCUAAAGUAAUAUAAGUUUUACUAACUUCACAGAAUAGUAAUUUCUUGAAUAGAUAUUUGAUUUCUCUUCAUUUAAUGGACCAUAAACGUGAAUUUUAAAUUUGAACAAAAGCCAGUUUUGGUUGUCUAUGAUGACAAAUCACACUUUGAAAACUCACUGUAACUUUCUCGGUGUUUGUGCACUACAACGGAGGAUUUCAUCUCUGUGGUGAGAAAUAUCUGACACUCUAAUCCUUUUAGCAGUACAACCAAAAAUGUGCAGCUGCAGGUGACUCUUCUUUACUACGUGGUCCAUUCAACAUGUAUGACACAAAGUUGUAAUAGAAUGAGAAAGUUUUUUUCAUAAUAGAUUACUAUAAAGCAUCUGAUCCUACAUACACACAUACGUUUGCUGAAUGGAAAGAGACAUUUAAAUUGAAUUGAUUCAUACUGUAUUAUCCUUAAUAAAGAGAUACUCACUUUUUGCACUUUAA